AUGUCCUCACAUACCCUAAUUACUUCAAAUUCCUUACCAAUCAACGACACAUUAAUUCGUGCUGCUAAAGGCUUGCCCGUUGAUCAUGUUCCUGUUUGGAUAAUGCGUCAGGCCGGUAGAUACCUACCUGAAUUUAGAGAAAUUCGACUAGAGUAUGACUUUUUCACUAUCUGCCAAUCCCCAGAAUUGGCUUGCGAAAUAACACUUCAACCGGUGAACCGGUUUCCCGUUGACGCAGCAAUUAUAUUUUCGGAUAUCUUGGUCGUUCCACAGGUCCUGGGUCUCCAGGUUGAUAUGGUUCCUGGCGCAGGACCAAGGUUUCCGCGCCCAUUAUCUGAUCCGUCUGAUUUGUGCAGGCUUACUUACGGAAUAGAUGAUGGAUUGAAAGCUGCCGAAAAGCUGGGCUACGUCUACGAAGCAAUAAAGAUGGUGCGUCGGCGUCUGGCUGGAAAAGUUCCUCUUAUUGGAUUUGCGGGUGGCCCUUGGACUUUAAUGUCAUAUAUGAUUGAGGGUAGCAACAUGCGCUACAUUAAAAGGCAGAUCAGUGGGCUCAACCAAUUGAUGGAAUGUCUCCAGUGUCAAGUGCCUAACGUUGGCACAGCAAUCCAUUCGGUAGGUGGCAUUCCAAUCCAUUCAUAA
This is a messenger RNA of Protopolystoma xenopodis, 639 nucleotides long. NCBI's taxonomy places the organism in Eukaryota, Metazoa, Platyhelminthes, Monogenea, Polystomatidea, Polystomatidae. The record is from the annotation of a GenBank genome assembly.